Molecule: messenger RNA, 1203 nt
Organism: Drosophila hydei
Lineage: Eukaryota; Metazoa; Arthropoda; Insecta; Diptera; Drosophilidae
Product: latent-transforming growth factor beta-binding protein 2
Exons: 3
Cellular component (GO): extracellular region
Molecular function (GO): chitin binding
Source: RefSeq, a predicted model, not a curated record
CAAUCGCGUAACGAUCAGUGCACAGCAAACGAGAUCCAGCUCGAUCCCCACGACUGUGCUGCCUAUUUCCUAUGUGUGAAGGGAGAAUUUGUGAGUCAGAAAUGUGUUCGUGGCUUUUACUUCGAUGCCGCAAUCCAGGCGUGUGUGGGCGACACCAAAGAGUCGUCUAACAAGCGGACUGCGAAAAUGGCUCACAAUAGAAACCUCAAAUUUGUGUAUCUCCUUUCCAUUGCUGUGACCCUGGUCUUUGGAGCUGCAGCCGAUGAUGAUUGCUGUCAACCCGGCGAUACCAAGCCCGUCGAAGGCGAUUGCACCCAGUACUACGGCUGCUGUACGGGAAAGUUCGUUCUGAAGUCGUGCCCUAGCGGACAAUACUGGAAUUCAAACAACCAACAAUGUGAACCUGACAACGGCCAAUGCGUUCCUGUUGAGCCCGGUGCGCCCGGUGCGCCCUGUGCGCCCGGUGAGCCCGGUGCGCCCGGUGCAUGCACAGAAGGAGAUACCAAAGUGGAUGCCUCCGAUUGUACCAAAUAUCAAGUCUGCAAGAACGGAGAGUAUGUCUCGGCCUCCUGUAACUCUGGUUACUACUGGAACUCGGCUAACAGCCAGUGCGAGCAGGAUAACGGCCAGUGCGUUUCAGUAACAUGUAAGGACGGAGAGCUUAGUGCAGACUCAUCUGACUGCGCAGGCUACUUCAUAUGUCUGGAUAAUAAGUUAGUCAAGAGGAAGUGCGCUAGUCAAACCUAUUUCGAUGCCAGUCUGGAGACUUGCGUUAUCGACACUGAGGGUGUUUGCAUACCCAAGGUUUGCGAUUCCGAAUGCUGCGAUAAGCCCAACAAUUGGAUUGGACCCGUCGAUAAGAACUGCUCCGCAUUCAUUCACUGCCUUUACGGCCAACUGAUUCAACAGACCUGUCCCAACAAUCUGCAGUUCAACAACAUUACCAAGCAGUGCGACUUCCCCGAUGUUGUCCAAUGCGAUGACGGCAGCCCACCGCCAAGCGGACCCACAGCCGGUCCCUCGGGCACCUACUGUGAGAGCAAGGGUCGCUGCGUCGGACAACGUGAUGGCGCCAUGUUCGCCGAUGCCAAGUCUGCCUCCAGUGGUGGCUACAUCGUAUGCCAAUGUGAAUGUGAGAUUAACUUCAACUGUGUCGCCGGCUUAGUUUUCAACGAGAAGAUUCGCACCUGCGAUUGGCCAUAA